Capsicum annuum is the source of this 312-nucleotide messenger RNA. RefSeq names its product cullin-1. Gene Ontology annotation, biological process: ubiquitin-dependent protein catabolic process; protein ubiquitination. The record is from RefSeq and is a predicted model, not a curated record. Gene Ontology annotation, cellular component: cullin-RING ubiquitin ligase complex. Gene Ontology annotation, molecular function: ubiquitin protein ligase binding. Lineage: Eukaryota; Viridiplantae; Streptophyta; Magnoliopsida; Solanales; Solanaceae.
GUUUUGCCUGCUUUAAGAGAGAAGCACGAUGAACUUAUGUUGAUGGAGUUUGUGAAAAGAUGGGCAAACCAUAAACUUAUGGUUAGGUGGUUAUCACGGUUCUUCCGAUAUCUUGACCGAUAUUUUAUUUCCCGGAGAUCGCUACCUACACUUAAUGAAGUUGGUCUGACAUGCUUUCGUGAUCUGGUUUAUAAGGAGUUGAACAGUAAAGCUAGAGAUGCAGUUAUUGUGUUGAUUGAUCAAGAACGCGAGGGUGAGCAGAUUGACAGAGCUUUAUUGAAGAAUGUGCUUGAUAUAUUUGUUGAAAUUGGA